This is a messenger RNA of Ctenocephalides felis (cat flea), 964 nucleotides long. Its product is annotated as zinc finger CCHC-type and RNA-binding motif-containing protein 1-like. The coding region runs from base 81 to 719 and encodes 212 amino acids. Gene Ontology annotation, cellular component: U12-type spliceosomal complex. Gene Ontology annotation, biological process: mRNA splicing, via spliceosome. The transcript is spliced from 6 exons. NCBI's taxonomy places the organism in Eukaryota, Metazoa, Arthropoda, Insecta, Siphonaptera, Pulicidae. The record is from RefSeq and is a predicted model, not a curated record. Gene Ontology annotation, molecular function: RNA binding; zinc ion binding.
GGUUAUGUUGAUUAUUUUUCUAGCAAAAUAUAUUUUGUUAAAGUAGCUUCGUAUGAAAUUCUCGACUUGAUUUUAGUGCAAUGAGUGGCAAAUUAGCUCCUAGUAAAAGCACUGUUUAUAUGUCUAAUUUACCAUAUUCCCUGACAAACAACGAUCUGCAUAAAAUAUAUGAAAAAUAUGGGAAGAUAGUAAAAGUGACAGUUAUGAAACGAAAGGACAAUAGAAAGUCUCGAGGAGUUGCAUUUAUAUUAUUUUUGAAACCGGAAGAUGCUCAAGAAUGUGUAAAAUCUGUAAAUAAUAGUAUUAUGUUUGACAGGACAAUCAAAUGCAGUAUUGCGUCUGAUAAUGGCCGGACUAAGGACUUCAUAAAAAGGAAGGAAUAUCUUGAUAAAUCUUCGUGCUAUGAGUGCGGAGAAAAGGGUCACCUAAGCUACAAGUGUCCCAUAAACACAUUAGGAGACAGACAGCCGCCUCCUAAAAAAUCUCGGAAGAGGAAAAAUGAAACAAGAAAAUUAGAAAUAAAUAAAUCCAAAGAAAUGUUUGAAGAUUCUGAUGAUGAAACCCUAAGUAAAGCAAUAUUAUAUGAACAAAGGAAAAGGGAACAAGAAAUUGAUUCUUUAGAAAGUAGCUUACUUAAUGAAACAUGCUCCAAAAAAGUCAAGAAGUUUACAAAGGAUACUUAUUUAAGUGAUGAAGAAUAUAUAAGUGAUUCUGCUUGAAUUUGAAAUUUUACUGUGAAUUAGAAGAUAUUUAAUUAUUUUUUAUUUUUCUUCUUUUGAACCUGAUAAUUUUUAUACAUAUUGACCUAAAAAGCAGAUCUGCUCACUAACACCCAUCACAUAUAAAUAAAACUUGAUGAUGGGGAACUUUCUCCUAUGUAUGUGCAACUACUUCAGAUGUUCUGUAAUUGUUUUGGCAAAGCAGGGUAUACGAAAUCUUAUUAUGUUCCUUGAGCAACACGGUG